Molecule: messenger RNA, 1683 nt
Organism: Malassezia vespertilionis
Lineage: Eukaryota; Fungi; Basidiomycota; Malasseziomycetes; Malasseziales; Malasseziaceae
Gene: PAP1
Product: polynucleotide adenylyltransferase
Exons: 4
Coding region: 1-1683 (560 amino acids)
Cellular component (GO): nucleus
Molecular function (GO): poly(A) RNA polymerase activity; RNA binding
Source: RefSeq, a predicted model, not a curated record
AUGCGUGCAGGCCUAACACUGGGUGUGACGCCGCCCAUCUUGCUCAGCGGACCGACAGAGAAUGAUGAAAUAGUGACGGUAGCGCUUGAAACAGAGCUCAAAGCGCAGAACGUGUUUGAAUCGUCUGAAGAAGCAAAGCUUCGCGAGGUCGUGCUUGGCCGCGUCGAUGCGCUCGUCAAGGAAUUUGUGUACCGCGCGUCGAUCGCACACAGCCUUCCGGAAGGCGCGGCGCGUGCAUCUGGGGGCAAAAUUUUCACGUUUGGCUCCUACCGACUUGGUGUGCAUGGCCCAGGUGCAGAUAUCGAUACGCUGUGUGUCGCGCCGAAACAUGUCCAGCGCGAAGACUUUUUUACUAUUUUCGAAGCGCUGCUAAAAGAGCGCGAGGAGAUCUCCGAGCUUGCUUCCGUCCCAGAAGCAUACGUGCCUUUGAUCAAGACCAAAUUUAUGGGUAUCUCCAUUGAUUUCCUUUUUUCGCGGAUAGCACUUCCCCGGAUCGACGACGCGCUCGACUUAAAGGACGAUAAUCUGCUAAAGAAUUUGGAUGAGCGCGACGUGCGCAGUCUAGGUGGCUCGCGUGUCACGGACGAGAUCUUGCGGCUUGUGCCAAACGUGCCCGUGUUCCGUAUGGCGCUCCGCUGUAUCAAAUUGUGGGCGGGAAGACGGGGCAUCUACAGCAACGUGCUCGGCUUCCUUGGUGGUGUUGCAUGGGCAAUGCUCGUUGCGCGUAUCUGUCAAUUGUACCCAAACGAGAUUGCGGGACCGAUUGUGAGCCGCUUCUUUAUCAUUAUGCACCAGUGGAAGUGGCCGCAGCCCGUGCUGCUCAAGCACAUUGAGGACGGGCCUUUGCCCAUUCGCGUAUGGAAUCCGCGCUUGUACCCAACCGACCGGCUGCAUCGGAUGCCGAUCAUCACACCGGCGUAUCCGUCCAUGUGUGCAACACACAAUGUGACGCAGUCGACGCAGGCCAUCAUGACGGACGAAUUCCUGCGCGGCGCUGAGAUUGUCGAUCGCGUCUUUGCAGGGAAGGAGCAGUGGGCGACGCUGUUUGAAAAGAACGACUUCUUUCACAAGUACAAAUAUUAUCUGCAGAUCAUUGCCUCCUCGGGCUCUGCUGAUCUGCAGCUCAAGUGGGAAGGUACGGUAGAGUCACGGCUUCGCCAGCUAGUCAUGAAGCUGGAGCUCAUACCUUCGGUGUUGUGUGUUCAUCCAUAUGUAAAAGGGUUUAACCAGGAGUCGGUAUGCUACACAGACGAGGAAGUGCGUCAAGUUGCGACGGGCAAUGUCCCGGAGGCAGUGGCCAAACGGACCAAGCUACAGGCGCUUCCGUCGGAAGGCGAGGCGUUGAAGAAGGAUGAGCAGCAGCAGCAGGCGGAAGAAGAUAAAGGGACGCGUGUCAUUUACACAACAACGUUCUACAUGGGUCUCAAAAUCGAGCCCCGACAGCCGCAUGAGGCAUCCACACGGCGACUCGACAUCUCGUACCCCAUCAUUGACUUUACUCAAAAGGUCAAGCAGUGGGACCAGUUUGAUGAGGCAGCCAUGGGCAUUGUAGUGCGGCAUAUCAAGGGCUCCGACCUGCCCGAUUAUGUAUUUGAUGGCGCGUCGCGCAAGGCGCCCUCAAAGCGCGCAGGCAAGCGAGCGAAACACGCGCCGGAGGAGGAUGCAAUGAAACGCGCCAAGUAG